Molecule: messenger RNA, 1847 nt
Organism: Sclerotinia trifoliorum
Lineage: Eukaryota; Fungi; Ascomycota; Leotiomycetes; Helotiales; Sclerotiniaceae
Source: the annotation of a GenBank genome assembly
UUUAUCUCUAUUCACUCAUUUCACUCAUUUCACUCAUUUCACUCACUUCAAGCACAUUUCUCAAUAGUCUCCCUUUCUUUCCUUACCUGCUUUGUUUUAUUGUGUUUGAUCUCACACAUAAAUAUUCAAUAUGGAUUCGCCACCACAACCAGAGCCCCAACAAGCUCAACAAGAGCAGCAGCAAGGUCAACCACAACCACAACCGGGACAAGUACAAUUUCAACUCAGAUUACCAAAUGGCCAACAACCAACCCCAGAACAAUUACAGGCAAUGCAACAGCAAAUUGCUCAUGAUGCACAGCAAGCUGGAAUGUCAAUACCCGAUUUCAUAGCAAAGAUCAGAGCCCAACAACAAGCCCAGCAACCAUCCCCAGAACAAAUGCAGGCAAUGCAAAAACAAUUGGCUCACGAUGCAGAAAAAGCCGGUAUGAGUGUACCUGAAUUUGUCGCAAAGAUUAGAGCGCAGCAACAAGCUCAACAACAAGCCCAACAACAAGCCCAGCAGCCAUCUCCAGAACAAAUUCAAGCAAUGCAAAAACAAUUGGCUCAAGAUGCAGAAAAGGCCGGUAUGACUGUACCUGAAUUUGUGGAAAAAUUAAAGGCAGAUGCAAUGGCUCAACAGCAACAACAAAGAGAAGCUGCAAUGCAACAGCAGCAGCAACAACAACCUCAACCAAUUCAACCAGGUCCUCCCAACCCAGCAGCUAUUGCUCUCGCCAACUUUUUGAUGAGCCAGGACUUGAAAACGAGAACAUGUAUCUUGAAUGGUCAAAGGAAGGAGAUGUUCAAAGGUUAGCAUUUCAAAUCACCCUUGUUGCUAUUAUGUUCUAACUUGCAAUCAUAGUAAAACGUGCCCUUCGAGCAAUUCAAUCGCCAGCCUAUGAACAAGCUCGCAAAAAGAACCCACUCCUUCCAGAAAUUAUCGAUCGCGCCUCGCUUGAAAACUGCUUCAAACUUCUCCCGCUUUCUCUCCUUGCACUGCGUGUUUCGAAAGCCGACCCUCAUGAAGGUCAUGAUCAUGCUCCUGGUGCGCAUACUAUAAAGCGGGUGAAGGGACUCUGGACUGUAAAGAUUGAACAACAACAAGAAUGUAAGGAGGAGCUUCACUUCGUAUGGCUUUACGAAGGUACACAAAUCAAACAGAAAUUAUACGCCGCUGGAGCAUUAGCAAUUGUAUUUGCAGUUGUCAUGUUUCCACUUUGGCCCGUUAAGAUGAGGUUGGGUGUGUGGUAUUUAAGUAUGGGUAUGCUUGGAUUAUUAGGAUUGUUCUUCGCAAUGGCCAUUUUCAGAUUGAUUUUGUUUGGAAUUACUAUGUUUGCUGUACCUCCCGGAUUAUGGUUAUACCCGAAUUUGUUCGAAGAUGUGGGAUUCUUUGAUAGUUUCAGACCUGUCUGGGGGUGGCAAGAGGUUCGUUUUCAAUUCCAUGAAACAAGUGAUUUUGAAGCAGGAAAAGCUAAUUCAGCAUUAAUAGGAGAAGAAGAAGAGCAAGAAGAAGUCUAAAUCAAGUGGCUCCGCCAAUGCGGGCGCUACGAUGGCAGCAAUGACAGGUCAACCAGCUCCAGCAUCGGCAACUACAACAGGAUCAGCAGCACAGAUUUCGACUGGAGGAACUACACAACGAAAUCUAGCACCAAGAGUCGAGGAGGUCUUUGAUGAAGAGUAAACGGUGUAAAUGGAUUUACUUCGUGGCAUGAGAUAUUUGAAAGUCGGUUUAGGAUUGGUUGAUGAAUCUAUGGAUGAUCGGAAAUCACUGGUGUACAAUAGUAUUUGGGGGAUAUUUGGAAGGGAAUCAUAAAUUAUUUUCUGUUGAUCACAAACUCGAGGAUUACACCUUCAUUUGUCUAGCG